AUGGCAAUGUACAAAACUCAAUUACUUUCCCAAGUAAUUUAUAAAUCUGAAAUGUUGCUAGGACUAUUAAUUGUAAAUAGGCUCAUAUUGAGCCUUGCCGUACUCAUAAUUCAUGAAUCUAAAUUAGAUGUUCUAAAUCAUGCUUUAUACAUUCUAGGACUAUUUCAAGUGCGUUACUUUUGCAGUGCUCCUAAAAAUGCACAAUUCCGUGAACAGUGGGAGAAAGCCAUUGAUGAAGUUACAAAGUAUACUGGUAUACACCAUUUUGAUGUAGCAGUGACCAGUUGGGUUAUGCCUUCAAAAAGGCUCAUUUUACAAGAAUUAAUAGAAUGUGACAAGUGGAUUGCUGUGGAUCAUCACCUCUGUCAUGCGACUCUGGGAUUCUAUGAUUCUCCUUUCCAAAAUGCAUUAAUUUUAUCGUAUGAUGGUGGAGGUAAUGAUGGAACAUUUAACAUCUACAGUGGUACAAGAAAGGAUUAUAAAAUACAGCUAAUUAAAAAGAUCGGGCUAAAUUUAGGUACGCCGUAUCGCCAAUUGGCAACAUGUAUGCCAGAAGUUACCGGUAAAACGUUUUCUAAUGAUGAACCAACAAAUUAUAUGAGAUUCGCUCCGUUGGCUCUUUCUGGCAAAGUAAUGGGUUACGCAGCUUUAGGUAAAGUGCGUAAGGAAUGGCACCAGGAACUUUCCGAUUAUUAUAAAUGGUUUGUGACUCCGUUGCAAGCAAUUUUUUCACUUGGAGAUCAGCUCAAUCUUAAUUUAGAACCAAAUGCCUUAGAUAAUGAAAAUGCUAGAGAUCUUGCUGCAUCAAGUCAGAAAGUAUUUGAAGAAUUACUGUGUGCGGAAGUUAAUAAGUGUCUUUGUACUCUUCGGGAGACUGGCCAAGAUAUCGAUGGUAUUGUAUUGACUGGGGGAUGUGCCUUGAAUGUAAAUGCAAAUUAUGAAGUUGCUAAAGACUUUGGUUAUCCUGUGCAUGUACCUUCCGCUCCCAAUGACUGUGGCAUCAGCAUUGGAGCAGCAUGGCAAGUAACACCGCCUAUACAACACUUUCCAACUCAAUACUGUGGUUUGCCUCUUCAUGGAUUAGACAGCUUAACAAAACUUGCUCAAGAGCGUAACGCAAGAGUUGUAACAAUAACGGAGCUUGCGGAAAUUAUUGCAAAUGGUGCAAUAAUUGGUAUAGCUCGCGGAAGACAAGAAUUCGGUCCUCGUGCCCUUGGUCACAGAUCAAUUGUAUGCUACCCUAACAAGCAAGAAUUAAAAGAUAAAAUUAAUCGAUUGAAAUCAAGGCAAUGGUUUCGACCGUUAUGUCCAUCAGUUACAGUCGAAUGUGCUAGGGACAUCUUUGAAGUCUGUAGUAGUUCGGAAGGUGCCGUUGUAAAAUCAUGCAUCUCUAGUAAUGGUAGCAAAGGAUGGAUUCCUGCAUCUCCUUAUAUGUCAUUCGCAGUACCAUUAACUGCACAAGCGAAAGAAAUGUUUCCUGCUAUAUCUCACUUUGAUGGAACUGCUAGGCUUCAAACUGUAAGCAAUGAAGAUGAACCUUGGUAUCAUUCGCUGCUCGUAGCCAUAGGGCAGAAAACUAAUGGAAAAGAAAUUCUUCUAAAUACUUCAUUUAAUGUGAAAGGUAAACCCAUUCUAAAUAAUGUCAAUACAGCGUUGGAAAUUUUAGAUAAUAAUCAAUCAGACACGCUAGAUUACGUUUUAAUUGAAGAUUACCUAUUUCAAAAAUCGUUAUAG
This is a messenger RNA of Trichoplax adhaerens, 1734 nucleotides long. RefSeq lists its product as uncharacterized. Gene Ontology annotation, biological process: biosynthetic process. Gene Ontology annotation, molecular function: catalytic activity. Bases 1 to 1734 code for a protein of 577 amino acids. Lineage: Eukaryota; Metazoa; Placozoa; Uniplacotomia; Trichoplacea; Trichoplacidae. The transcript is spliced from 17 exons. The record is from RefSeq and is a predicted model, not a curated record.